Soboliphyme baturini is the source of this 510-nucleotide messenger RNA. The record is from the annotation of a GenBank genome assembly. NCBI's taxonomy places the organism in Eukaryota, Metazoa, Nematoda, Enoplea, Dioctophymatida, Soboliphymatidae.
AUGGAACUUCUUGUAUCGAGCAGCAACGGCGAUCUCCUUUCGGACUGCUCUGAUUCGAACGCUGUGCUUGGCGACGAAAGCCUAGCAAUUGAUGACGGCGAGGACGAUGCUAGCGGCGACGACCUCGACACUAGCAUGGAGUAUGGAACGUCUGUCGGGAAGCUGAACUGUCAGCUGUGCGGCGUAUCGGUGGCCGAUAAUCCCAGCUCCCUUGGACUUCACGUGCGCAACCAUUUGCAGUACAAACCGUCGCCGAUCCGAUUGAAAACUGUGGACAGGAAACAACCGGUGUGCGGUGAUCAGUCAGUCAGCUGGUCACAGCCUCAUUCAGCUAACGGAACUAUAAAUGUUUCGACCCGACCGUCGUGCGACCUCUCGCGCCAGACAGAUGAGCUGUCUUAUGUUCGUUGCACCCGUCGUCUGUCGGCGGAGGUUAAGGGGGCCGUCAUCGGCGCCACUUCUACACUUGGCCUUGCCAACGGUACGGCGGCGGUGGCGGCGCGUCGGUGA